This is a messenger RNA of Podospora bellae-mahoneyi, 3024 nucleotides long. RefSeq lists its product as uncharacterized. The record is from RefSeq and is a predicted model, not a curated record. Gene Ontology annotation, biological process: protein localization to plasma membrane. Lineage: Eukaryota; Fungi; Ascomycota; Sordariomycetes; Sordariales; Podosporaceae. Gene Ontology annotation, cellular component: plasma membrane. The coding region runs from base 1071 to 2666 and encodes 531 amino acids. The transcript has 3 exons.
GAUUGUGACCUUGUCAUUUCUUCUCACAUGAUAUCCCGACUGACGUCUAUCUCCUGCUUGGGGCGAUGUUGAUCCAAGAGAAGAAGGACCUGCCAAAUAGGUAUUCCGUAACACGAACUACUAGGUACAGGCGGGACGGGGCUUGGCAUGUAGAUGGGUUACCUAUCCGUGGGCAUCAUGGUUUGAUGUCCAACGGUUGUGGCUGACAUGUCGGUCAGAAAUCGGGCCUCCAGAUUGACGAUUCGGUUCCUGAACUAUGCUCGGUCGAGUGUUGUCAAGUAAAAAGGAUCCACAGGCUCAAACACCGAGACGACUUUUGGUAUUCUGAAGCGAGAAUCUAGCACGUUGUGCUCUCCCGCAACCGCAGUGGUGCGACCCGGAAACGCUAUGUUCCAGUGCAUAUUCCCGGAGGAUCACCGGUGCCACCCCUCAUUUUCCCCAGUGAGUAACAGACAGCGCUUGGAAUUCUUCCAGAACCCGCCAGCAGCCAAACAUUCUCGCAACAGCAUCCAUCUUCCGUCUGUCAUUGGUGCCACCGAGACAAGAUUCUUGUCACCGAGCAUUAUUCCACGAGAAAACCUCUUUCCCUUAUCGGUGACACAGCCACACCCCCAGGUUCAAGGCAGAAUGGGCUAACCUCUUUGUGGCGACAGCAUAGCCGUAUCAGAUGAUCCACAGUGUUAUUGAAUGAGAACCCUGCGUUAGGCGGUAUUGGCAAGGCUGUGUGUACUUGGCGAGUCGCUCGUAGAUGUCUGGUUCACUGGUUUGCUGCCGUGCAUCGUUGUACUUAAGAAGAGGCUGACCCCGGUUUUCAAACAUAGCCAUAUCCUCAUUAUCAUCCACCAUAUUAUCCACGUGUAUUUGCCAGUUGUCAUCCAUCAACAGCAGUUGGCAGUGGCGCAACAAAGAUCCAUCCACCACAAGCGUGACCACUUCAUACUCAAUCCUUCGCAAACCUUAGCUCUCAGCCCAGAGAGCGCACACAUACAUAACCGACUGAAGGCCAUUAACUUUUCGCGACUUUUUCCCCAAUCAUCUGACCACUCCAUCUCACCACCAACACUGUCAAGAUGGCCUCCUACAGAAUUGCCGCUCCCGAUGAGUACCUUGCCAUCACUGGCAUGGGAGUCAAGAAUGUCAAAAUCACCAAGGCCGCUUGGGUAUGGCCCUUCCAGCGCUGCAUGCGCUUCAGCGUGCAGCCCCACGACUACGCCAUGAACCUUCAAGCCAUGACCAAGGAGAAACUCCAGUUCCUUCUCCCAGUGGUCUUCACCGUCGGUCCCGACGUCAACCAGCGCGGCGCUAACAAGAAGGGCAAGUCUCCUGCUCCUCCUGGUGUCUCCGGCGCCGGCAGCGCUGGCUCCCCCGUCGAGGACGAUGAGAACGGAGUCUAUGACUACGACAACCACGGCCAUGUUGCCGGUCGCGAGGACCAAGGGGACUCGCUCAUGAAGUACGCCAUGCUCCUGGCUGAUUCUGGCGCCAAGAAGGACGGCACCAAGGAUUUCCUCGAGAACAUCGUCAAGGGUAUUAUCGAGGGUGAGACGCGUGUGCUGGUGUCCAGCAUGACGAUGGAGGAGAUUUUCACCGAGAGAGAGGUGUUCAAGAGGAGGAUUUUCCGCAACAUCAAGAGCGAGUUGGACCAGUUUGGUCUCAAGAUUUACAACGCCAACGUCAAGGAGCUGAAGGAUGCGCCAAACUCGAUCUACUUUGAGAGUUUGAGCAGGAAGGCUCACGAGGGUGCUACUAACCAGGCCCGUAUCGACGUCGCCGAGGCCCAGCUCAAGGGUAACGUCGGUGAAUCCAAGCGCAAGGGUGAACAAGAGCGCGAGAUCUCCAAGAUCCAAGCCGAGACCGCUGUCGCCAAGACACAGCGCGACAUUGAGCGCGCCUCCGCCGAAGCCGUCCUCGACACCCGCAAGGCCGAGCUCAACCGCGACGUCGAGAUCUCCCGCGUGGCUGCCAAGCGCAGCGUCGAGGCUCAGGACGAGGAGUUGAAGGUCAAGGUCGAGAUCAAGCGCGCCGAGGCUGAGCUGCAGCGUCUCCGUGCGACCGAGGUUGUCAAGGCCACCAUUGAGCGCGAGGCCAAGCAGCAGGCUGCCGACGCUGCUGCGUACGAGAUCGAGGCUGACGCCAAGGCCAACUUCGAGAAGGCGAAGCAGCUUGCCGAGGGUGCCGCCUACAAGGUCAAGGUUGAGACUGAAGCGGCGGCGUACCAGACGAGGCAGAACGCCGAGGCUUGGACUGAUGCCGCGGUGAAGCAGGCUGAGGGUAGACUUGCGGGUGACAUCAAGACUGCGGAGGGUAUGAUGGCCAUGGCGGAGGCGUAUGCCAAGAUGAGCCAGGCUUUCGGUGGUCCUCAGGGCUUGUUGCAGUACAUGAUGAUUGAGAAGGGUACCUAUGUCGAGCUGGCCAAGGCUAACGCUGAGGCUGUCCGGGGCAUGGCUCCCAAGAUCAGCAUCUGGAACACUGGUGCUGAGGCUGGUGGUGAGGGUGGUGCUGCCAAUGGCACGGCGGCCAUGCGCAACAUCUACCAGAUGCUGCCACCUCUCAUGACGACUAUCAACGAGCAGACUGGCAUCACACUGCCGGAGUGGCAGUUUGGAAAGAUGGCUGCUCAGACUGGGGAGGUGCAGAAAGCUAUGAAGCCCAACGGCACCGCCUAAGCUGAUGUGGGAUGACUCCUGUUUUCUUUUGUUGUUUUUGCUUUUCUAUUGUCUUUAUAUUGGAGACGACAACCGUUUAGUGAUACCAGCAUGUGAGGAUGCAUACAGAGAUUGGUGGGAGAGUAUGGGAUCGGCGUUUAUUCGUGGGUUUUAUGCUAUUGGUUUCCGCCAUAUAUUUUCUGGGCAUAUUUUUCAUCAUUGUAUCUUUGGUCUUUGUUUCUAUGUUUCUAGCCGCGUUGCAUCAGUGAUACCUCAGUUGUUUUUGGUGGAUGAGUGGGACAAGGCAACAUAGAAGGGUUGGACAGACAGACAGACAGCAGACUGAUAAUACAUUUCUUUUGUGCCUAACCUUUGUUAU